This is a messenger RNA of Lotus japonicus, 1275 nucleotides long. RefSeq names its product nuclear transcription factor Y subunit B-3. Gene Ontology annotation, molecular function: protein heterodimerization activity; DNA-binding transcription activator activity, RNA polymerase II-specific; RNA polymerase II cis-regulatory region sequence-specific DNA binding. Gene Ontology annotation, biological process: regulation of transcription by RNA polymerase II. Lineage: Eukaryota; Viridiplantae; Streptophyta; Magnoliopsida; Fabales; Fabaceae. The record is from RefSeq and is a predicted model, not a curated record. Gene Ontology annotation, cellular component: CCAAT-binding factor complex; nucleus. The transcript has a single exon. The coding region runs from base 418 to 1008 and encodes 196 amino acids.
AACCUUCCCCAUUCAUGUUCCCUUUAUAGUUUUUCCCCAAUUUUGAACCCUGACUUUCUCUUUAAUCUCAAUCAUUCACCAUCAAAUUUCUUGACCACUAACCAAGAAAAAACUGCCAUAUCACUUGUUGUCUAGAUGAAUCCAAGGAAACCCACAAUCCAAUCUCAAUCAUUAUAUACACAUAUAAUAGUACACACCAUUCAUGGACCUUUUCUCACUGCCUAGUAGCCACCAGUGAAUAGUAUAUACACACACACACACUUUAUGUCAGCAGCAUAAAUAUAUAUAUAUAUAUAUAUAUAUAUAUAUAACUAUGCAUUUGUCAAUGUGCAUAUAUAAUUUUAGGCUGUGUUUGGUUAGUAGCAUCUUUUAGUCUCUUAAUUAGAUACAUACUUCAAUUCUCCAGAGUCCUUGGCUAUGGCAGAAUCAGACAACGAGUCAGGGGGUCAAACUGGUGGUGGUCACACCGGUGAACUGUUGGGGUGCAGAGAGCAAGACAGGUUCCUCCCCAUAGCGAACGUGAGCAGGAUCAUGAAGAAGGCGUUACCGGCGAACGGCAAGAUCUCAAAGGAAGCCAAAGAGACUGUGCAGGAGUGUGUUUCAGAGUUCAUCAGUUUCAUAACAGGGGAGGCUUCAGACAAGUGCCAGAAAGAGAAGAGGAAGACAAUCAACGGUGAUGAUCUACUGUGGGCCAUGACGACGCUUGGAUUUGAAGAUUAUGUGGAGCCACUCAAGAUUUACCUGCACAAGUAUAGGGAGAUGGAGGGGGAGAAAACUGGUGGAAUGGUGCAGAGUGGAGGAGGAGGAGGAGGAGGAGGAGGAGGAGGAGGAAGGAGUCAGAGUGAACAGAGAGAUUUGAAUAAUGCUGCAGGUGAGAGUUAUGGUCAUGGUAUGCCAUCAUCCCAUCAUGUGAUGAUGAUGAUGGGGCAUCAUCAACAUCAGAGCCAUAUGUAUGGUGGAUCUGGGAGUGGAUCAGGAUCACCAUCUUCUGGGAGGAGUACUAGAUAGUAUAGCAGGUUUAGUUAUGAAUCUGUUUCAGCUUAAUUGAUUUCCAAGGAUGAUGAAUUAAUGUUCAUGUAUAUGUGCUUUGAUUUUGGAAUCUGUUGCUUGCAAUUUCGUUGUAUGAAUUAUUAAUGUAGAUAGAUAUUAAUUGUGCAUGGAUGGUGAGCAUGUGGAGUAAGUAAUUACACAGAAUUUUUGUAUUUAUUCUUUGCAUUUUCUGCAGGAACAGGAAAUGAGAGCAGGAUUAUAAGGUUUUGUUAAUUUAUUCAAUAA